GUUGCGCAGUCGCGGUGCCGUGAGUUGUUUGGACGCCGGCAAAUCGCGCCCGGGAUGUAGAGCUAGUGCUGCCCACGGCGUCUGACGCGGAGCUGGGUGGGGUGGCGAGUGGGGGGCGGUAGUCGGGGUGGUGGGAGAAGGAGGAGGCGGCGGCGAAUCCCUAUAAAUGGCGCCGAAGCAGGACCCGAAGCCUAAAUUCCAGGAGGGAGAGCGAGUGCUGUGCUUCCAUGGGCCUCUUCUUUAUGAAGCAAAGUGUGUAAAGGUGGCCAUAAAGGACAAACAAGUGAAAUACUUUAUACAUUACAGUGGCUGGAAUAAAAAAAGUGCUGUGAGGCCCAGGCGCUCUGAAAAAGCUUUGAAGACACGUGAGGAUAUUGUAGCCCUUUUUCCUGUUCCUGAAGGAGCUCCCUCAGUACACCACCCCCUCCUGACCUCUAGUUGGGAUGAAUGGGUCCCAGAAAGCAGAGUACUCAAAUACGUGGACACCAAUCUGCAGAAACAGCGAGAACUUCAAAAAGCCAAUCAGGAGCAGUAUGCAGAGGGGAAGAUGAGAGGGGCUGCCCCAGGAAAGAAGACAGCGGGUCUGCAACAGAAAAGCGUUGAAGUGAAAACAAAAAAGAACAAACAGAAAACACCUGGGAAUGGAGAUGGCGGCAGUACCAGUGAGACCCCUCAGCCUCCUCGCAAGAAGAGAGCUCGAGUAGAUCCCACUGUUGAAAACGAGGAAACAUUCAUGAACAGAGUUGAAGUCAAAGUGAAGAUCCCUGAGGAACUGAAACCAUGGCUUGUGGACGACUGGGACCUCAUUACCCGGCAGAAACAGCUCUUUUAUCUUCCUGCCAAGAAGAACGUGGAUUCCAUUCUGGAGGAUUAUGCAAAUUACAAGAAAUCUCGAGGAAACACAGAUAAUAAGGAGUACGCUGUCAAUGAAGUCGUGGCAGGGAUAAAGGAGUACUUUAACGUGAUGCUGGGCACUCAGCUGCUCUACAAAUUCGAGAGGCCGCAGUACGCUGAGAUCCUCGCGGACCACCCUGAUGCACCCAUGUCCCAGGUGUAUGGAGCGCCACAUCUACUGAGAUUGUUUGUGCGAAUUGGAGCGAUGCUGGCCUACACACCUCUGGAUGAGAAGAGCCUUGCUUUAUUACUGAAUUAUCUUCAUGAUUUCCUAAAGUACCUGGCGAAGAACUCUGCGACUCUGUUCAGUGCCAGCGAUUACGAAGUGGCCCCUCCCGAGUACCACCGGAAGGCCGUGUGAGGCGCCCACUUCGCCUGGCGUGGGUCUCUGUGACACGUUCCUGUUCUUAGUCCUCCUCUUGUACACAAGCUGUACUUCGAAAUGUUAGUGUAUAACUGACUUGAUGUUUGUUUUCUGUUUGAUCUUAAACAGAGAAAAUAAAAGGGGUUACAGCUCCUUUUUUCUUUCUUUUUUUUUUAUCAUUUUAAAGUUGCUACCAGUGUAUUGAUGGACAGCGGAGAGAUAUACUGUAGAGUGUUCUGUUGCCUAGUUGACAAAGCUGCUUUGAAUGCUGGUGGUCCUCUUCCUUUGACACUACGCACUUUUGUAAUACGUGUUGAUGCUGUAUGACAGAUGCUCUGAUCUAGUGCCAAAGGUUUGAUUCAGUGUAUAUAACUGAUCACACUCACCCGUUUGUGCUUUUUUUAUUUUUUAUUGGUGCUUAAAGUAAAGAGCUUAUCCUUUGCAAGUCACCCACAUUGUUCCUUAGGCAUUUUAUCUUCGCUCAGAUUGUGGAAGAGUGGUGGCUUGUUCAUGGUUUUUGUAUUUGUGUCUAAUGCACGUUUUAACAUGAUAGACGCAAUGCCUUGUGUAGCUACAGUUUUCUGGAAAAGCCAAUCUUUUAGGAAUUGUUUUUCAGAUCUUCAAUAAAUUUUUUCUUUAAAUUUCAAA
Messenger RNA from Phyllostomus discolor (pale spear-nosed bat), 1906 nucleotides. It is a transcript of the gene MORF4L1, whose product is annotated as mortality factor 4 like 1. Gene Ontology annotation, biological process: regulation of DNA-templated transcription; chromatin organization. The coding region runs from base 167 to 1255 and encodes 362 amino acids. Lineage: Eukaryota; Metazoa; Chordata; Mammalia; Chiroptera; Phyllostomidae. Gene Ontology annotation, cellular component: NuA4 histone acetyltransferase complex; nucleus. The transcript is spliced from 13 exons. The record is from RefSeq and is a predicted model, not a curated record.